UUUGCCCCAUUGUCUUUUGCACUUUAACUUGACAAAUCUUCUUCAUCAGAAAAGAACUUUGACACUUGACAGGGCUUCAAAAUACCGGAUUUCCAAACAUAAUUCACAACUCUCUCAACAACUUACUUCACCAGCUACUCAAGUCAAGUCCCACUCCCUCUCCUAACUCUCUGUUUACCCUUCUACUUUGUCUCGUUUCUUUUGUAGCCUGAACCAGAAAGUUCAGAGUUUGUUUUAUUAAAAAGAAGAAAAUGAAUGGUUGGAGGUGGGGUUUUCUUCUGCUUGUCUAUGCCGCUUUGGUCUUGAAAACUGGUGCUGUAGAGCAUGGCCGGACUCAACCCACUGAGCGAAUUUCAGGUAGUGCUGGUGAUGUUUUGGAAGACAAUCCAGUGGGAAGAUUGAAAGUGUUUGUGUAUGAGCUUCCAAGCAAAUACAACAAGAAGAUUCUGCAAAAGGAUCCAAGAUGCCUCAAUCACAUGUUUGCUGCUGAGAUCUAUAUGCAUCGAUUUCUAUUAUCUAGCCCUGUUCGAACCCUUAAUCCUGAAGAAGCUGAUUGGUUUUACACCCCUGUAUACACCACUUGUGACCUGACACCAAAUGGCCUCCCUUUGCCUUUUAAGUCACCACGGAUGAUGAGAAGUGCAAUACAGCUCAUUUCUUCCAACUGGCCUUACUGGAAUCGGACAGAAGGGGCUGAUCACUUUUUCGUAGUGCCUCAUGACUUUGGAGCAUGCUUCCAUUAUCAAGAAGAGAAGGCAAUUGAAAGAGGAAUUCUUCCCUUGCUCCAACGUGCAACAUUGGUUCAGACUUUUGGACAACGGAAUCAUGUUUGCUUAAAUGAGGGCUCAAUUACAAUUCCUCCCUAUGCUCCUCCACAGAAAAUGCAAACCCACCUGAUUCCUGAAAAGACUCCUAGGUCUAUCUUUGUGUACUUUCGAGGAUUGUUUUAUGAUGUGGGAAAUGACCCAGAAGGUGGUUAUUAUGCAAGAGGUGCACGUGCGGCAGUGUGGGAGAACUUCAAGGACAAUCCACUUUUUGACAUUUCCACGGAGCACCCUACCACGUAUUAUGAGGACAUGCAACGAGCUGUUUUCUGUUUGUGCCCCCUUGGCUGGGCCCCAUGGAGCCCAAGAUUGGUAGAAGCAGUGAUAUUUGGCUGCAUCCCUGUUAUCAUAGCAGAUGAUAUUGUUCUACCCUUUGCUGAUGCAAUCCCUUGGGAAGAAAUUGGGGUUUUCUUAGACGAGAAGGAUGUCCCCAACUUGGACACCAUCCUCACAUCAAUACCCUUAGACGUAAUAUUGAGGAAGCAGAGAUUGCUUGCCAACCCUUCAAUGAAGCAAGCAAUGUUGUUUCCACAACCUGCUCAACCAGGAGAUGCUUUCCAUCAAGUUCUAAAUGGACUUGCACGUAAGUUGCCACAUGAAAAGAGUAUUUACUUGAAGCCAGGUGAGAAGAUCCUAAACUGGACUGCAGGUCCAGUAGGUGACCUGAAACCUUGGUAGCAGCUAUAACAUUGUGCUAUCAAUGCUAAUCAGAAUUCUUUGUGUCCUGCCCCUUGGCCAGCUUCCAGAUCUUAUCAGAGUUUACUGUUUAAUGGAAGUGUAAUUUUCCAUCUUUCCAAAGUGUAUUAUACUCUCCUAUUUUUACGGUUUUAGGUGGUGCCAUUUGCUGUACUUUGCGUAGGUGGUUCUAAAUUAUUCUUGAAAGUUACAGUGGUGAUUGUUCCUUGUUUCUGGUAUCACCUACCAUUAAGGACAGAAAACAAAUUUUAAAUCAGGACUAGUAUGCGUUCAAUUUGUUUGCUGAACUCCAUCAUUGUAGAGUAUAGUGAUUGUGGCUGUCAUAAAAUUUGGCAUCUUGGUAAAUUAUGGUGCUGUAUUGUCCUAAGACUUGAGAUUUUUCACUGUUUUGGGAUGAAAGUUUGAUUUGGCUGUA
Messenger RNA from Quercus robur (English oak), 1935 nucleotides. Its product is annotated as probable beta-1,4-xylosyltransferase IRX10L. The record is from RefSeq and is a predicted model, not a curated record. NCBI's taxonomy places the organism in Eukaryota, Viridiplantae, Streptophyta, Magnoliopsida, Fagales, Fagaceae. The transcript has 4 exons. Gene Ontology annotation, biological process: plant-type secondary cell wall biogenesis; glucuronoxylan biosynthetic process. Gene Ontology annotation, molecular function: glucuronoxylan glucuronosyltransferase activity; 1,4-beta-D-xylan synthase activity. The coding region runs from base 252 to 1502 and encodes 416 amino acids.